Molecule: messenger RNA, 535 nt
Organism: Hymenoscyphus albidus
Lineage: Eukaryota; Fungi; Ascomycota; Leotiomycetes; Helotiales; Helotiaceae
Source: the annotation of a GenBank genome assembly
AUGAAGGGCCCAGAACUUGCACAGAAAUCAGAUCUUCGAUUUGCUUAUGGAAUCAAAUAUCCAGAACACGAGGACUUCGUCUAUUGGUCGUCGGGACUUGAUCGUGUACCCUCGUACCCCUGCGGUAUAUGCAAGGACGGAGACGAAUAUAGUGUUGUGCAGCAGGUUCCAGAACAAUUCCAAAAUAGGCCAACUCCAAUCUCUCUAGCUACGCUUCUCAACCAUCAAUUUCUUUAUCCUUAUCGUCAAUCGCGGCAUAUCAGUCUCAGAUAUGCCCCGUUGUCGCAUGCAGAACGCGUAGGAUAUCCACAAUGCAGAUAGCCCAUUACGAUCAUCAUUAAGGGAGAAGCAAUUACUUUGGUUUCCCUAUCCCUUUUGUAUUCUAGUCAAGUCCGACCUCCAUGCCAAAAUUGAUUCCACACUUGAAAUGACAUCGGAUAUCGGUACUAUGUCCAAAGACGAUAUGGAGGGUUGCAAUAGCUAUCCUAUCAAUCAACGAGUGGAGGGACCUGCAUAUCUUAUCGCCAUGACUUAA